CAUUGUGGAAGUCGUCUAUUAGAUUAUAUGAAUACCUGGAUCGCAGUGUAUUUACAUACAUGGAUAGGAAUUGUGCAUAUAUUAUAAAUACUUCUCUCGGUACAACUACGACAGGAAAUUAAAAUCUAUAUCUUCGGAUCACCAACACAUAGUGCAUAUGAUACAUUGCACUAACAAAUAGAUAUAUGACAUAGUAACACAAAUGACGAAGGAAGACAACCUUUUAACUCACGAUCUACGGCACAUAAUCGCAGCUUAUACCGCUGCACCACAUUGUUUCAAUGGCGCAGUGAUGGCGAAACAAUAGUUACGAUGCAUCAACAGAUUUAUAAAAGCUCGGAAGGAUCUACGGCAUUCCUAAACUGCACAUUCCAACUUACAGCGGACAACAUAGAAUGGAAAAGGGCAAAGAAAAAUCCAUCGUCAAUUACGAAAAUUUUUAUAGACAAUAUUAAAUACUUUUCUACACUUGUGAUAGCGAAUACAGAGAAAGCUGCAGAUGAAGAUUACUAUCAAUGUGCUGCUAAUAAUAAUGCAGUGAAUGGCGAUGUCGUAGAACUUGAAGUGUGUAAUAAUGAAACAAACGUGAAAAGAGUUGCACUACUGGCGAAUGAUAUCACGCACAGCUCCCAAGAGGGUUAUUCAGGACUCAGACAUAAACAUGCGUCUGCUGACCAAGGUUGCGAAAUAUCAUUUGUCGUGAAAAUAUAUAUGGACACAACACAGAACAGCGUUUUAACACCGGUCUUAAAUGGAAUGAAAACAGCAUUCCAAAUGUGUACUGGGUGUGGCACACGCAUUGGUAAUACACAGGCUAAACAAGAAUGCAUACUCGUAUGUAUGGAUAUCACGGCCGCAGAAGGGCCGUUGGAACCAUCUUCCAUUCAUCUGGCUGAACAGUUUAAGAACUAUCUCUCGCAUGGUGGAAUCGUACAAACAUCAGACGAAUCACGCACUGUGUUAGAUAUUGACAUAAAUAGCUUCAAGAUAAAACCUAAAAAUGCAGAUCACAAUGGUUCUCCCUUUGUGAGCAUCAGUUACGGCGAGUUCAGAGUUCCUGUAGGAGAAUCAGCAAUCAUCAAAACCAACGUCAUCGCAGAACCUGCUGCGAUAGCGAUUGAGUGGUUCAGAAUAGAAAAGGACAUGAAAUUUAAAAUAGAAAUAGAUAACGAACAAUAUUUCGGAAGUUCUGAUAUUUCACCCACAUUAAUCAUCCGUGGAGCAAGCAUUGGCGAUCAAGGACAUUAUUUGUGCCAGGCUGCAAAUAAGAAUGGAGUUGGCUCAAGCAACAUUACUUUCCUUUCGAUACAAUCGGAUACAGAACACCAUUCUGGCGAUACCGCCACAGAGGAAGCCCUGACCCCACAAUCCUGUGACCUACCUGGACAUCACAAAGAUGUGCAUAAAGGAUAUUUCAGACAACGUAAAUAUGAUACAUUACCAAGCACUGCCUUCCAUCACAGUCUCAAAAUGGGCUGCAGUAUUGGAGGUCUUCUGAAUCCUACAAGUUGCACACUUGGUCCAUUUGUAAAAUUCGAUAACAAGAUUGGCUUUCUCACUUGCGCACACGCAUUGUUUGAUAUCGGAAGUACUUUCCAAGAUAUAGAUUACCAAUACGACGGCAUCGAUGCCAUCCAGAUCAUACAGCCGGCUUGUGAUUCACCCAUAUUUAAUAGGCCUCCAUGUGGACAUGUCCGCAGAGCAAUUUUCAAACCACAACUUAUUACAAGCAUUGAUGUUGCUGUCAUUGAGAUAACUGACCCCAGUAGGAUCCCAGUUUCCGGACAAUUUACCAAUACUCGUCACAGCAGUUACAUUAAUGCAGGAUUCGAGGAACUUCCAGAAUUCAACAGUGGACUUGUUGAGAGAGACGUUCAAGGUUUAGAUAUUGGCCAUCCACUAUAUAUGUUUGGAAGCUCUUCUGACAUCACUAGAGGGGUUUUACACACUUAUGGAGUCUCUUUGGCAAGCGGAGCUACUGCAAUGAACAACCAGUGUGUAUUUCGUAGUACCUAUCCAACAAAGACUCCUUUCGCCAUGGAUGACUCUGGUUCUGGAGUGUUUACGAUAUAUCCCGGAACCGAUGAACUGGUGUGUAUCGGAAUGGCUAUCGGAAUUACUUCAUAUGCAGAUGUAGUUGUUACACCUAUUGGUGCAAUUUUGGAAGCGCUAGGUCCACAGUAUUCCAUAGCAUCAUUUCCCUGAAAAAGAAAACCUAUACGAAAAUGGCUGACCUGCCUUCUGAUCCAUGUUGUGAAUUACAUAUAUUUGGAUCACUUCAUUUAUCCCCCAACCUUUAUCCGUUUGUCCUGGGGACAAUAACUGAAUGAUUACUAUAAAGGUACAUGUUAAAGUGUACCCAGAUUUUCAAUAUUACGUUUGAAAAUACAUUAUCUCAUCAAAAACAGGAUGUACGAACGCCAUAGCGACUUUCAUUUUGGAGAAAUCACAAUAUUUCUUGAAAUCUCACCUGUGACCCGACAGCGACGACACCGUUUCGGUGUCCCAAACCUGUGACAUCACAAGUUCAACGCGUUACCAAAGAAGAGUGAUAUUUACUGUGAUAUAUGCGGCCUGUCAUGUGAUUAAAUAAAGUAUUUAUCUUCUUUUAUUAUGAGAUAUUUAUAUACGUAUAUACGCGGCAAGUUAUACGUUUAUUUUUACGGUGAAAUGUUGUGGAAGGAGAUCGUAUCGACGAGGAAUAAAACACGUUGUGUACGGAUGUCUGAACACGCCUGCAGAUAGUGUUAUUUCUACGCAUUUUCCUGGAUCUUGUGAGUGUUUAGAAAAGAUGGGUACGGCUGGUUAAACGUGGGGAAGACAUACGAAUUGUUCCUAUUGUGUUUAAAACACUAUUUGAGGGCAACUCAUAUUCUAAAAUCGAAUCAAGUCGUUCCGGCCUCUCCCGGUCCAACAACUAACUCGUUCACCUCGGCCCCUAAAAGAUAUUCUAAUUGAAAAUAGUAUAUGAUAUGUGAAUUGUGAACUAUAAUAAGUAAAUUUACUAUGUAAUUUUAUUCUCUAAUUGAUAUCAAGAUGUAAUUUGAUUUCAAACUAAUAUCAGGAUGUAACUUUAGUAUCAAACUAAUAUCAUGAUUUAACUUUAGUAUCAAACUAAUAUCAUGAUUUAACUUUAGUAUCAAACUAAUAUCAUGAUUUAACUUUAGUAUCAAACUAAUAUCAAGAUAAUGUCACGUGAUUUCCAAUAAAAAAAAUGAUUGACGGGCCGUCUAAAAAAGCUGGUACAAUAUGCUGAUUGUCAAAAUAUUAAUCAUGAAUUACUUCCCCUUGGUAUAGUCCAACAGUGUGAAAUAUCUUGCCUGAAACAUGACAAGCAAAUAAUAACUUUG
Molecule: messenger RNA, 3350 nt
Organism: Pecten maximus
Lineage: Eukaryota; Metazoa; Mollusca; Bivalvia; Pectinida; Pectinidae
Exons: 9
Coding region: 313-2205 (630 amino acids)
Source: RefSeq, a predicted model, not a curated record